CGGCGAUGACGUCUUAGGCAUCGCGACGGAUCGCUCCUCGGGGCUCUUUCUGCCUUCCCCUCUCCCGGGCCUGGAUGCGGCCGGGCCCGGCCCGACUUCGGUUCGCCUCCUCCCGGGCCGGGCUCCCCGCGAGACCCAGGGGCCCCAUGUGAGGAAGACGGAGGCGGGAAGAUGACCUCGAGGAGAUGGUUUCACCCCAACAUUACCGGAGUGGAAGCAGAGAACCUGCUCCUGACCAGAGGAGUUGAUGGCAGCUUUCUGGCUCGGCCCAGUAAAAGCAACCCGGGGGAUUUCACCCUUUCAGUCCGGCGCAAUGGGGCGGUCACUCACAUCAAGAUCCAGAACACGGGCGACUACUAUGACCUCUACGGGGGGGAGAAGUUUGCCACGUUGGCGGAGCUGGUCCAGUACUACAUGGAGCACCACGGACAGCUCAAGGAGAAAAACGGGGACGUGAUUGAGUUGAAGUACCCGCUCAACUGUGCGGAUCCCACUUCUGAAAGGUGGUUCCACGGUCACCUGUCUGGAAAGGAAGCGGAAAAGCUGCUGACGGAAAAAGGGAAGCACGGUAGCUUUUUAGUCCGCGAGAGCCAAAGCCAUCCGGGAGACUUUGUGCUUUCCGUCCGGACCGGGGAUGACAAAGGCGAGAGCAAUGAUGGGAAGUCCAAAGUCACACAUGUCAUGAUCCGUUGCCAGGAUAUGAAGUAUGACGUUGGAGGAGGGGAGAAGUUUGACUCCUUGACAGACCUCGUUGAGCAUUACAAGAAGAACCCAAUGGUGGAGACUCUGGGGACUGUUCUUCAGCUGAAGCAGCCUCUCAACACCACCCGCAUCAACGCAGCUGAGAUUGAGAGCCGGGUGCGAGAACUGAGCAAGUUGGCUGAAACUACCGACAAAGUGAAGCAAGGCUUUUGGGAAGAAUUUGAGACUCUUCAGCAGCAGGAGUGUAAGCUCCUCUACAGCCGGAAAGAAGGACAGCGGCAGGAGAAUAAGAACAAGAACAGAUACAAAAACAUUUUGCCUUUUGACCACACCCGGGUCGUCCUUCACGACGGCGAUCCAAAUGAGCCGGUUUCGGAUUACAUCAAUGCCAACAUCAUCAUGCCGGAAUUUGAAACCAAGUGUAACAACGCCAAGGCCAAGAAGAGCUACAUCGCCACCCAGGGCUGCCUGCAGAACACGGUCAACGACUUCUGGCGGAUGGUCUUCCAGGAGAAUUCCCGUGUGAUCGUCAUGACCACAAAGGAAGUGGAGAGGGGGAAGAGCAAAUGCGUGAAGUACUGGCCGGAUGAGCACGCCCUGAAGGAAUACGGCGUGAUGCGUGUCCGUAACGUUAAAGAGAGCACGGCUCACGACUACACACUACGAGAACUCAAGCUCUCCAAAGUUGGGCAGGGCAACACCGAGCGGACAGUGUGGCAGUAUCACUUCCGGGCUUGGCCUGACCACGGGGUGCCCAGCGAUCCCGGCGGCGUCCUGGAUUUUCUAGAGGAGGUGCACCACAAGCAGGAGAACAUCGCAGAGGCUGGUCCAGUCGUCGUCCAUUGCAGUGCCGGAAUCGGUCGGACUGGGACGUUCAUUGUGAUCGACAUUCUCAUCGAUGUCAUCCGUGAGAAAGGGGUGGACUGCGACAUUGAUGUCCCGAAGACCAUCCAGAUGGUGAGGUCACAGCGGUCAGGGAUGGUGCAGACCGAGGCCCAGUACCGGUUUAUUUACAUGGCCGUCCAGCACUACAUCGAGACAUUGCAGCGCCGGAUUGAGGAGGAACAGAAGAGCAAGCGGAAAGGACACGAGUACACCAACAUCAAAUACUCCUUAGCGGAUCAGGCCAGCGGAGACCAAAGUCCUCUCCCGCCGUGCACUCCCAGCCCGGCCUGUCCCGAAAUGAGGGAGGACAACGCCAUGCGAGUUUAUGAGAACGUCGGUCUGAUGCACCAGCAGAAAAGCUUCAGAUGAGACGGCGGCCGGGAGUUUCCGCGUGAGGAAGAAUUGAAAUGCCGCUCGCUCGCUCUCUGUGUGUCUCUCUCGUUUUUUAAAAAAAAAACAAAAACCAAGGAAGCGAAACAAGCUGGGGGUCCGUCCCUUGAAGACCGCUGCCUAGAGCCUUCAUUUUAUUUAUGAUGUUUUAAUCCUUCAAUAAUAAGCGGAACUUAAAAUCGCCUUUCGAAGAAACUCCUAAUUCAUUUUCUUUUUUUAAAAAAAAAAGUCUCGUUUUUACAACUGAUUUUUGUUCUUUUGUUGAUGCCAUUUUCCCUCUUGAACGUAUGACAAUUAUUUUUAUUUUUGCCUCCAAUGCAGACCAAUACUUCAUUGUACUUGAACGUUGUUGUUGGUUUCCCCCCCCCCCUUCUCCCCUUUCUUUCUGUCCUGGACUUAAGAGGCUUUUUUGUUUCUUUUUUUUUUGAACUGUUCCAAAUUUGUUUUUGUUUUUUCAAAGCUAUCUCUUUCCCUUAAAAUAUAUCAGAAAAGUAAGUUGUGGGACAGCUGAUACUUUGGGGAAGAAACCAGUUGUGUUAAUCAGGAGCGAUCCAACGCUGUUCCCAAGCCAACUAACUCUCUGGAAUGAGGUCUGGCUGUCCACAGAUUUGAUCAUGUUUCUAGUCCUCAUGAAAUUCCACGCUGGAGAGGGGGGUGGUGGUCUUUGGUUUUGUUUUGUUUUUUUCCUUUUCCUUGAAACGAUAAAUUCUAGAACUUCCAAUGAUGCGUUUUUGCACCAGAUUAAACCGGGUUUUUUUAGAGCCUGUUCCGUCGGCUGGCUCUUUGCUCUUGGGGAGGGGCGGGGGGGAAGAGGCCCUGGAGGGUGGGUGGGAUUUCACCCAGGAGGGAUAUCCUGAAACCCCCCUCCCUCCCUCCCCCCCCCCUGGAUGCUUAGUGACUUCUUCAAAUCCCCUCUCCGCGAAUCCCUUGUGAGCAAUCCUGGAUUCACCCAGGCCUCCGUCAUAUCAAGAAGAAGAGGAAGAUGAAGAAGGAUGAAGAAGAAUAUGACUUUUUUUUUGGAAGUGGAAGAGGGGCGGAUGUCUGAAUGGAGCUUCGGAAUGAGCCAUCCUGGCUGCUUUUCCAGUUUCCAAUGCAUCCUCUUCAAAGGACAAACACGGGGUGCCGCGUCCAGCGUUUGAAAGAGAGCCAGGAGAGGGAGAGGUGGGCUGGGGGGGCGGGAGAGGUUUAAGCUGCAUCUCCUUCAACCCUCAACUUUCUUUGAUGGGUUUUUUCUCCCGUCUGCUCCCCCCAAGUCAGAUCCAGCUGGUGUAGCGAUGCCCAGCGUAGGGCUCUUAUGCACCUCAAGCCAGUCAGCUUCUCCGUGGUGGGAUGGCAGGGUGGAGAUUUUGAGGUGGGAGAAGAAGUCGAAAGGUCUCUCUUGGCUGGCUGGGUUGGGACGCUGUUCAGAGAGCAGGAGGCAACAAUCUGUUGAGAGUUUCCGGGUGUUUGGGGAGGGGGUUUCCUGUUUCCUUGAGGUCUCUGCGCCUGGACAGUCUGAUAAGGGGGAUCCUGGCUUCAUUGUGGUUUAAGGCAGUCGUCCCCAACCUUGGCCACCUUUAAGACUCCUUGGACUUCCGACUCCCAGAAUUCUCCAUGCUGGCUGGGGGGAUUCUGGGAGUUGAAGUCCACAAGCCUUCAGAGGGGAGCCACAGAGGCCAUUUGUGUGUCUCUCUUGCUUCUGUUCUAACUUUCCCACAGAACUGGGGUUCCCCCCCCCAACUCUUUUGUUCCAGCCUCUGUAAUCUAAUCGUGGGAGGAUCAAGCCCCAAUUAUGGUGUGAGGGGGUACCUGUUGUUCUCUUGCCUCCUCUUUACUUCUGGUUCUUUUCUAAGACGUUGCUCCUCCUCUUCUGUGGCCUUUCCAAGUGGUCUCCUUUCCUUCCUUUUUAAUUUAUGAAUACCCUUGUGACUUAAAAAAAGAAAAGAAAAAGCAAGCAAACAAACGCAACGGCCUCCAUGAGAGGAGACCUGGGUAUUUUUCACCUGGCUAGAAAUAGCACUUCCCCUUCUACCCUUCCUCCUCCUUUCCAAGCAGCGUAUGAAGUAUUCUACCCAGAGUAUUACAUAAAAUGUAAACGUAAAUGGAGAUUAGGGAAGGGGUGGGGAGGGGGUGUUUCCCAGCUGAUGUGAGACCUGCUGGAAUUGGGGUCUUGGCAUAAGGAGUUGGUGGGGGUCUCCUGUGGACCCUUGUCGUAGCCCCCGACCGCUGCCUUUCGGCUGCCGAUCCCCUAGGCCAGGGGUGUCCAAACUUGGUCCCUUUAAGACUUUUGGACUUCAACUCCCAGAGUUCCUCAGCCAGCUUUGCUGGCUGAGGGACUCUGGGAGUUGAAGUCCAAAAGUCUUAAAGGGACCAAGUUUGGACACCCCUGCCCUAGGCUAUUCCAUGGUGGUCUGGCGUGUGGCGUUCUCCAGACAACCGACCGACCGAUCACGUCCAGAAAAAAAACAACAACCUCGAGGUGUCAGUUUGCGGACUCUAUUUAUGGGUGUGGAGUGUAGCUGCGUUGCUGGCUGUGCUGAAAUUUUUUUUUUUAAAAAAAAAUUGCGCCAAGGUUUCUCGGGAGUACAAAAAACAAAAACAAAAAAAAGCGCUGUUUGUAAAACACCAGAAUGAAUAAAUAAAUAAAUACGUUUUCUUA
Ahaetulla prasina is the source of this 4615-nucleotide messenger RNA. It is a transcript of the gene PTPN11, whose product is annotated as protein tyrosine phosphatase non-receptor type 11. The transcript is spliced from 16 exons. Gene Ontology annotation, molecular function: protein tyrosine phosphatase activity. Bases 172 to 1956 code for a protein of 594 amino acids. Gene Ontology annotation, biological process: protein dephosphorylation. NCBI's taxonomy places the organism in Eukaryota, Metazoa, Chordata, Lepidosauria, Squamata, Colubridae. The record is from RefSeq and is a predicted model, not a curated record.